Messenger RNA from Calidris pugnax (ruff), 3724 nucleotides. RefSeq names its product cartilage intermediate layer protein 2 (gene CILP2). The record is from RefSeq and is a predicted model, not a curated record. NCBI's taxonomy places the organism in Eukaryota, Metazoa, Chordata, Aves, Charadriiformes, Scolopacidae. Bases 29 to 3724 code for a protein of 1231 amino acids. The transcript is spliced from 9 exons.
GGCCGACCUGCCGCCGGAGCGGGCAACCAUGGGGGAGCUGGCGUUGGCCCUCCUGGCUCUGGCCGCCCUGCACGGGGCUGGGGGCACAGAACCCCUGGAGAACGACUCGGAGCCGGGGAAGAGCGGCACGGCCGGGAAGCCCUGGAAAGCAGCCCCCAACCUGGCAGACCUCGACCUGGACACGGCAGGCAGAGGAGCCGAGUGGACGUCCUGGUUCAACAUCGACCACCCCGGGGGGGACGGGGACUACGAGAGCCUGGAGGCCAUUCGCUUCUACUACCGGGGCCGCGUCUGCCAGCGGCCGGUGGCCAUCCAGGCCCGCACCACCGAGUGGGAGCUGCCCGAGGAGGUGGGCGAGGUGGUCCACGUCAGCCCCAAGAAGGGCUUUCGUUGCGUCAACAAGGAGCAGCCGCAGGGCAAGACCUGCUCCAACUACCACAUCCGCUUCCUCUGCCCGCUGGAGCAUAUCUACUGGUCACACUGGUCCUCCUGGAGCCCCUGCUCGCGCAGCGCCUGCGGCAGCAGCGGCAUCCAGACCCGCAGCCGCCGCUGCCUCAACGCCCGCCCGGUGGCCGCCCUCAAGGAGGUCAAGUGCAAGGGCAAAGCCGUGGAGCGCCGGCCAUGCAGCGCCGGCCCCUGCCCAGAGUCGGCGUGGAUGGCGUGGGGUGCCUGGGGCCCCUGUUCCCGCAGCUGCGGCAGCACCGGGACACGCGUCCGACGCCGGAGCUGCAAGAAAACCAAGAAGGUGCCGUGCCCCGGCCGCCCCGUCGAGGUGCAGAAAUGCCCCCCCUCGCCUUGCCCAGCCUGCCCUGGGCACACGCUGCAGGGCACGGUGGUCUCGGCCACCGGCGCGGCGCUGCCGGAUGCCCGCAUCUACCUGGAUGGCCACCCCCCGGUGCUGGUGGCCCAUAGUGAUGCCCGGGGGCACUUCUCCGCCGAGGGGGUGUGCGAGGGCACCGCUGCCAACGUCAGUGCCCACCGUGAAGGCUUCGCCCCCGGGCUGGCACCCCUCGUCACCAACGGCUCCGGCGCGGCGGUGGCACACCUGAUGCUGCAGAGGUUGGAGAAGCCCUACAUGGUGCUGCACCCCAAGUCCAAGGUGCGGGUGGCCGGGCAGGAGGUGACCUUCUGCUGCAAAGCCUCGGGGACCCCCGUCCCCAAGAAAUACUACUGGUACCACAACGGGACGAUGCUGGAGAAGAAGGUGCACCGGUACGGCCACCACCUGACGCUGCGGGGGCUGGCACCAGAGCAGGCUGGCACCUACCACUGCAAAGCCAGCACCGAGGCGGGCGCCAUCAGAUCGGCACCGGCACAGCUCACCGUGCUGGCCCAGGGCCAGCAGAGCUGCAAGCCGGAGCCUGAGCCCAGCCUGGUGGAGCUGCCCAGCGAGUGUCCUCAGGAUGCCACCGGCUCCCGCUACUACAACGUGGGUCGCUGCCCCCCAGCCCCGUGCGCCGGUGGCCCCGAUGGCCAGUCGGGGUGUGGGGCAGAGGCCGGGCUCUGCUGUGGGGUGCGGAGGAUGGAGAUGCGGGAGAUCCCCUGCGCCGGCUCCCUGCUGCCCGUCAAGGUGGUGGCCGAGUGUGGCUGCGGACCCUGCGCCCAGCCCCGCGUCCUGGUGCGGGGACGGGUGACGGCGGCCGACACCGGCGAGCCCCUGCGCUUCGGGCAGAUCUUCCUGGGUGGGAGGAAGGUGGGCUUCACCGGCUACAAGGGCUCCUUCACCAUCGAGGUGCCACCAGACACGCAGCGCUUGGUGGUUCGCUUCGUGGACCGGCAGCAGAGGUUCGUGGAUGCCAUCAAGGUCCUGCCCUUCAACCGCCGGGGAGGUGCCGUCUACCAGGAGGUCAAGAUGCAGCGGAAGAAAGAGCCGGUGGACCUGGAUGGCAACCAGAGCAACGCCAUCCCUCUGGGGGAGGCCAGCGGCCGGGAACCCGUCGGGGAGCUCGUCCUUCCUGCUGGUGCCUUCCUCCGUCCUUCUGGGGAGGUCUUCAAGGGCACGGUCAAAGCCAGUGUCACCUUCCUAGACCCCAGGGACAUGGCGACGGCUGGUGCUGCCUCCAGCGACCUCAGCUUCACCGAUGCCGAGGGGGAGAUCGUCCCCCUGCGGACCUACGGCAUGUUCGCCGUGGAUUUUCGGGAAGGGGAGAGCGGGGCGGCGCUGCAGACGGGGCCGGUGGAGGUGCGGAUGGACGCGGGGCAGGUCUGGAUGCCGGAGCACCUGCAGAAGAUGAAGUUGUGGUCCUUGAACCCCGAGACUGGCUUGUGGGAGGAGGAAGGGGUCCUCCGGCCGGCCGGGGGGAACCGAGGGAAAAGGGAGGAGAGGACCUUCCUGGUGGGGAACCUGGAGAUCCGGGAGCGGCGUCUCUUCAACCUGGAUGUGCCGGAGGACCGCCGCUGCUUCGUCAAGGUCAGGGCUUACAGCAACGAGAAGUUCAACCCCUACGAGCAACUGGAAGGGGUGGUCAUCAGCCUCAUCAACCUGGAGCCCCAGCCUGGUUAUUCCUCCAACCCCCGGGCGUGGGGUCGCUUCGACAGCGUGGUGACGGGUCCCAACGGUGCUUGUCUACCCGCUUUCUGCGAUGGCCAGCGCCCUGACGCCUACUCGGCCUACGUCACCGCCACGCUGGGUGGGGAGGAGCUGGAAGCUGUGGCCUCCAGCCCCAAGCUCAACCCCAACGCCGUUGGGGUGUCCCAACCUUACCUGGGCAAGCUGGGUUACCGCCGGUUGGACCACGAUGACCCCAACUUGAAGAAGACAGCUUUCCAGAUCAACGUGGCCAAGCCUGACCCCAACAACGUUGACGAGACCAAUGGUCCCAUCUACCCUUACCGGAGCCUCGAGGAGUGUGAGGAGGCACCAGUCAGUGCCAACCACCUCCGUUUCUACCGCGUGGAGGUGGACAAGUAUGAAUACAACGUGGUGCCCUUCAAGGAGAGCGACCUGACCUCCUGGACCGGCGACUACCUCUCUUGGUGGCCCAACCCUCAGGAGUUCAGGGCAUGUUUCAUCAAGGUGCGGAUCGAGGGGCCGCAGGAGUACAUGGUGAGGUCCCGUAAUGUGGGGGGCAGCCACCCCCGCACCCAGGGGCAGCUCUAUGGGCUGCGGGACACCCGUAGCGUGCGGGACAUGCUGCUGGAGAACACCUCGGGCGCCUGCGUGGAGUUCAAGUGCAGCGGGAUGCUCUUCGACCAGAGCUUGGUGGAUCGCACCUUGGUCUCCAUCAUCCCCCAAGGCAGCUGCCAACGCACGGCCGUCAACAGCCUGCUCCGGGAGUACCUGACGCGUCACCCGCCGGUGGCGGACAACAACCACACGGCCGCCUUCACCAUGCUGGCCCCGGUCGACCCCUUGGGUCACAACUACGGCAUCUACACGGUGACGGACCAGAACCCGCGCUUGGCCAAGGAGAUCGCCAUCGGCCGCUGCUUCGAUGGCACCUCCGACGGCUUCUCGCGGGAGAUGAAGGCCGACACCGGCACGGCCGUCACCUUCACCUGCCAGGAGCGGCCGGCGGGGAGGGAGAGCUUCUUCCAACGCCUCCUCACCUCCCCGGCCGAGGCGCUGGCCGAGAUCCGGCGGGAGAUGGGGGCCGGCGAGAUGCGCCGGGCUCCCCCCGAGGUGAUGGACUUUGCCUCCGGCGCCCGAGCCCCGGGCCCCACGGCCACCCGCCGGACCCCCAGCGGCCAGCGGAGGAUGGGCCGGGUGCGGGGGCAACCAUGA